Drosophila elegans is the source of this 1950-nucleotide messenger RNA. It is a transcript of the gene nvd, whose product is annotated as cholesterol 7-desaturase nvd. The transcript is spliced from 7 exons. NCBI's taxonomy places the organism in Eukaryota, Metazoa, Arthropoda, Insecta, Diptera, Drosophilidae. Gene Ontology annotation, molecular function: chlorophyllide a oxygenase activity; 2 iron, 2 sulfur cluster binding. Gene Ontology annotation, biological process: chlorophyll biosynthetic process; cholesterol metabolic process. Gene Ontology annotation, cellular component: chloroplast. Bases 156 to 1460 code for a protein of 434 amino acids. The record is from RefSeq and is a predicted model, not a curated record.
UGACUUAAAAGUGCGGAUUCCAAGUAUAUUUUUAGUAGCCCAAUUUGUAACUCAUAUUUUUACAUUUUUGAAAAAAAAAAACGAUUUUUGAUUCCUAUCGAUUUAAAUACGCGCUUUUCGAGUCUCUUCAACCAUUGACAUUAACAUCUUCAAAUAUGAUAAUGAAGACUACUGUGUCAACCGUUUUUUUUUUUUUGAGGGAGCUUAUGGAACUUUGGAAAUCUUACAAUCCAGAUUUUGCUGUAUACUUAUGUAUGUUAGUUAUGGCUUUUUUAUGGCUUUACUGGUUGUACUUUGUUCCCCUUGUAUGGCAAAAGAAUCUGGACCACUUCAAAGUUUCUUUUUUAAGAAAUACAGGAAGUGUUAUUUGCCAUGAUCACAAACGUGAUACGAUAAAUCGACUACGAAAUAUAAAAAAUCAAAACACACUUGAAAUGCCUCCCCCUUAUCCUAACGGUUGGUAUGCUAUCCUGGAAUCGUCCCAACUUAGAGCAGGGGAGGCUACUUUUUUGUCAUGUUUGGGAGAGGAACUAGUUAUCUUUCGCACUCAAAAAAACAUGGUUUUUGUUCUGGAUGCUUAUUGCCCCCACUUAGGAGCCAACUUGGGCAUUGGUGGAAGGGUAAUUGACGACUGUAUUGUAUGCCCAUUUCAUCAAUGGAGUUUUCGAGGCUCAGACGGACUAUGCACAAAUAUUCCGUACAGCACUUCAGUUCCUAAAGGAUCACAAAUAGCCAAUUGGAUUUCGCAAGAAAUGGAUGGAUUUAUAUUUAUUUGGUAUCAUGCUGAGCCAACAGAAAUACCAUGGGAGCUCCCUUUAUCUAUGGAAGUUAGAGAAAGCUUUGUAUACCAUGGACAUAAUGAAUUUUACAUCAAUUGUCAUAUUCAAGAGAUACCGGAAAAUGGUGCUGAUAUUGCACAUUUUAAUGCUAUUCACAAUGAGAGCCUUAUUGACAACAGUUGGUUUAAAAAGAAGGUUUUAUCUGGCAGGUAUGGAUAUCAUCAUUGGAAAGCGAGUUGGUUCCCAGCUCCUGGAAAAUUAAAGCAUUUAGCUACAGUUAAUCUUACUCACACACUGGAAAUAUUCGGAAGGUUUAACUGUUUUCGGAUGGAUGUUUCUGGCAAACAGAUCGGACCGUCAUACGUAUGCCUUGAAAUUAAUUCAUUUACAUUUGGAAAAAUUAAAAUUAUUCAAGUAAUUACACCAAUCGAGCCGUUAUUGCAAAAAGUAAUUCAUCGGUUUUAUGGCCCCCGUUGGUUAGCGCCUCUUAUGAAAAUAUUUAUUUGUGGGGAGAGUCUCAUGUUUGAACGCGAUAUAAAUGUAUGGAACUAUAAGGUGUUUAAACGGAAUCCCAUUUUAGCUAAAGAAGAUUCAUCGAUAAAACAGUUUAGAUUAUGGUUCUCACAAUUCUAUACAUCUAACAGCAAGUCAUAUUCGGAAGUAGCUAAUGUUGGCUGGUAGUUUUUUAUAUAAAACUAAUCUGCAUUUUUUCUUUUUUUCUUCAAAAACUAAUUGAAGUAAAUUUAUAAUCAUUUAUAAUAAAACUCAAAAUAAUAGUUUAUUUUUAACUUUUAUAUAUUAACAUGCCUGCCGUUCUUCAGCUUAGAUCGGGUCUAUACUUAAAUCUAUGUUUAACUUUAUUUUCCUUCCUUUCCUUGCCUUCAAGCCUGUCCGUUCAUAUUUUCAAAAACGGAUAUGUACUUUUUAUAUGAUUUUUGUCCUCUUUGUCCUUCGCCCACGGACAGAUUCUACCCAAGGACAAGGAAGGAUAUGAGAUGACGAAGGAUUACUAGGAUGUGUAGGAUAACCUUGAUCAUAAUUAUGUAAGAGAGUGACUAGAGUGAAGUGUGUAACAUGGAUUGGAAACAAAUAAAUAUAUAGAACAAAGUACAACUGAUAACAUAGCAAUAAUUAAACGAAUAAAAGAUAAAUAAAAUAAAUGCAACGAGGU